Messenger RNA from Synchiropus splendidus (mandarinfish), 2183 nucleotides. Its product is annotated as patatin-like phospholipase domain-containing protein 2. The record is from RefSeq and is a predicted model, not a curated record. NCBI's taxonomy places the organism in Eukaryota, Metazoa, Chordata, Actinopteri, Syngnathiformes, Callionymidae. Gene Ontology annotation, cellular component: membrane; lipid droplet; cytoplasm. Gene Ontology annotation, biological process: lipid homeostasis; triglyceride catabolic process. Gene Ontology annotation, molecular function: triacylglycerol lipase activity. The transcript has 9 exons. The coding region runs from base 67 to 1353 and encodes 428 amino acids.
GUUGUGCAACCCGUGUGUGACCUGAACCGCUUCACCUGUGCGACUCCCGGAACUGGACCUGAUGUAAUGGAGCGGGACCAGGAGUGGAGCGUGUCGCUGGCGGGCUGCGGCUUCAGGAGCGUGUACCUGGUGGGGGCGCUGAGCUGCCUCCUGGAGAGGGUCCCUGGCCUCGUCCACGGAGCGGCCAGGAUCUGCGGAGCCUCGUCCGGAUGUCUGGUGGCCGCGGCUCUGGUGGUGGGGAUCCCCCUCGAGGAGCUGUGCGCUGACAUCCUGGCGGUGGCGGCGGACGCCAGGGGUCACUGCCUCGGGGUCUUCCACCCGUCCUUCAGCCUGCUGCGGAGCCUCCGUCACUCGCUGCUGCAGAAGCUUCCGGCCGACGCUCACCUGCGAGCCUCGGGUCGGCUGUGCGUGUCGCUCACCCGGAUGCGGGACGGGAGGAACGUCCUGGUGUCGGAGUUCGCCAGCAGGGACGAGCUCAUCCAGGUGCUGAUGUGCAGCUGCUUCUUCCCGGUGUACUGCGGCUACAUCCCGCCGUCCUACCGCGGAGAGCUCUACCUGGACGGAGCUCUGAGCAACAACAUGCCCAUGGUGGAUCGGAGGAACACCGUCACCAUCGCUCCGUUCUCCGGGGAGAGCGACAUCUGUCCCCGCGAGGGAACCUUCAACUUCUUCGAGGCCAACUACGGCAACGUCAGCAUCCAGGUCAACACGGGCAACGUGCACCGGGUCUGCACCUCCUUCCUGCCGCCCACACUGCAGAAACUGGCGGAGAUCUGCGACAACGGCUACCGGGACGCUCUGCGCUUCCUGACAGACACAGGGCUGCUGCCUUCUCCUGGUACUCCUCCCGUGUCGGACACACUAGGGUCCAGCUGUUGUGGUUCUGGACUCGACUCACUCGCGAGUCCAGAACCGGAGGAUGGACUCGAUCGUCACCCGUGGCUGCCGAGGAGAACCAUCGCGAGUCUUCCGGCUGAAUUAAAAACCGUCCUGUGUGCGGCCUGCAGGGGGAGUCAUGAGGCCAGAAGUCGCUGGUCUGGACUUGAGGAUUUCCUCCUGGUCAAAGCGCUUCUGCUGCUGCUGAGCCCCGUGGCGCUGAUCCUGGAUCUGAUCGUCGACCUCACGGUCUUCGUCACUCAGAGCGUCCUGUCGUCCUGCUGGAGCGGCCACCAGAGGGAGACACCCUGUGGCUCUGCAGAGUUCCCAUCCGAAUCUCCAACAAUGACCCACCGCCGACCUCUGACCUCAGUCGCCGCGUGUAGCAGAAAGGUGGAGCUGCUGUUGACCGCGACCCCCGUCUCAUCAGUUCGAGCGAACUUCAGAACCGGGCGCAGGCAUCGCCUUGCCUGCUGAGCAGAACCAGGCCGGUCCGGAACACGCAGCGGUUAUAACUUCACUGUCCGGCACCUAUGGAGAACUUCAACAAGGCUUUUCGGUCACUGGUUGCUCACAGUGGGCCUCACUCCUGAAGAACUUUCCCGUGGCAUCACACCACAGGUCCUUGUAUUUCUGAACAGUCUGUCAGAGCUGGUGACGUGGCACGUGCCAAUCUCCAGGAGCCGUUUUAAGACUUGACCCGACGUGGAAAAAGAGCCUUUGUGAGGACUCAGCAGAGACAUUCAGUCCCACCUGGCUGGUGCCACGGUGGCACCAAAGCCUGCUGGAAGCUGGCAUAGCAACCAGAGCAUCGCCAGGAUGACGUUGCAAAUAAAACAUUUGUGUCAUCAGUCAAACUGGCCACGGAGCAUGCAAGUACAUCCUCACAUUACUUUGUAGUGAAUAUGAAAACAUGUUGACAAAGUACAUGAAGUCGGGAACGGCAUGUGGUCCGGCAUCACCGAUGUUUGUUGGGUGAAAGACAGAGAGAAACAUUGGGCAAAUAUUUAUAAAAGUGUCAUCACAAUUGUUUAAUUCACCCAAAAUUCUUUGUGAUUUUCAUUGACAUAAAAAAUCUAAAAUUCCUAAAACAUAAUAAAAAUACAAGAGUUCAUGCCGUCGUCGACCAGACCGAGGAGCCAUGUGCCGCACCAUCACUCUGAAAUGUGUUUCCAGCACUGGUGAGGGCCUCAGAGAGCUAUGAAGGAAUGUGGUCACAAUCUGUGCCGCUGCUACUGAGGUGAUGAGGGACGCGACAUGGAGAGGAGGAGGGAGACGGACUUGCUGUGGUGACCAAUGCCCAAAGA